AUGUCUUGGCCGUCUAGUGCCACGGCUUUGCCGCCACAAUAUCCAGCCACGUACUCGGGGAUCCCAGAGAGGCUCUUGCACAAAGCCAUCCGAGAGAAGUCAAGGCUAUGGAAGAACCAAACCAAGGAAGACCAAACCCCGAGGGAAAGAGGCCUGGCCAUCCCUGCCGGGAUUGGGCGUUCGGAAUUCCUCAAGGCAUUGGACGAGUUGACGACAACCCUCGGAAAGGAGCACGUCGUCUUGAACGAUCAACCACUUGAGGAUGGAUGGUAUUUGGAGCAACCCAACACGCACGAUUCGUACAUGAUCAUGGAUGCGGAAGAGACAGUUUCGUCAGCUUGUGUCUAUCCAGGCAGCGUGGAAGAAGUCCAGCUUGUGGUGAAAUGGGCAAACCAACACCUUGUCCCGCUAUAUCCGAUCUCCAUGGGACGAAACUUGGGAUAUGGUGGUGCCGCACCGCGGGUACGUGGGUCAGUCAUUGUCGACCUAGGAAGACGGAUGAACAAGAUCUUGGAUAUCGAUCCAGAUGACUGCACUUGUCUGGUCGAGCCGGGGGUGUCGUUCUACGCGCUGUACGAGGAGAUCAAGAAGAGAGGAUAUACCAUGUGGGUGGAUACGCCAGAUCUCGGCGGUGGCUCAAUCAUUGGAAACACUCUCGAACACGGAGUUGGCUAUACGCCAUACGGAGAUCACUGGUCGACUCAUUCGGGCCUGGAAGUCGUUCUUCCCACAAGCGACCUGCUCAGAACUGGCAUGGGGGCUCUCCCUGGCAACAACACCUGGCAGACGUUCCCUUAUGGAUUUGGACCGAUAUCAGACGGGAUAUUUUCCCAGUCGAACUUUGGGAUUGUCACAAAGAUGGGCGUUGCCUUGAUGCCAGACCCCGGCGGCUGCGAGAGUUUCAUGUAUACGUUUCAGCGCGAAGAUGACCUGCUGCCGUUGAUUGAUAUUGUUCGGCCGCUGAGAAUCGCCAACUUGCUCGAGAAUGUCGCCCAGAUCAGACACAGCACCAUCGAACUGGCAGUUUCUGGCCUUCCGCGCUCGCAUUAUUAUAAAGGCACCGGCCCCAUACCUGAAGAAGUUCUGCAGUCCCACCUGGAGGCAACGCCGCUUGGCCGAUGCUCCUGGAUAUACUAUGGGACCUCCUACGGGCCUGAGAUUAUUCGAAAAUACAAACUGGAUAUUGUCCAUCGAGAAUUCACCAAAAUCCCAGGUGCCAGAAGGAUCGAUCCCCAGACGCUACCAAAGGACCACUACUUCUGGUCGCGGGCCAAAAUUGCUGGGGGCGAACCAGACUUUGAAGAGCUCUCGUACAUGAACUGGGUAACUAACGGCGGCCAUCUGGGGUUCAGCCCUGUCUCGCCAACCCGGGGGCCGGACGCCCUGAAGUUGUGGAAGAUAGCCAAGACAAGGCACGAUGAGCACGGAGUUGAUCUCUUUAUCGCAUUUUGCGUGGGGCUGAGGGAGCUCCACAUGAUCAAUCUCAUAGUCUAUGACCGAGGCAGCCCCGAGAGGAGGAAGGCCGUCGAGAAGUGCAUGCGGUCGAUGAUCGAGGACGCCGCGAAACAAGGCUACGGAGAGUAUCGUACCCAUCUUCUCUUCCAGGACCAAGUCGCCCGGACGUACAACUGGAACGACAACGCUCUCAUGAAGUUCAACGAGAAACUCAAGGACGCCCUCGACCCUAACGGGAUACUUGCACCAGGGAGGUGUGGCAUCUGGCCGGAGCGCUACCGAGACCGAGGCUGGGAGAUCGGCAAGGAAGGGAGAGAAACUUCUGAAGGGGGCGUCCGACCGGCCGGAGCAAGUGUGAAGCUAUGA
Cladophialophora immunda is the source of this 1821-nucleotide messenger RNA. RefSeq lists its product as uncharacterized. Gene Ontology annotation, biological process: lactate catabolic process. The transcript is spliced from 7 exons. The record is from RefSeq and is a predicted model, not a curated record. Gene Ontology annotation, cellular component: mitochondrion. Bases 1 to 1821 code for a protein of 606 amino acids. Lineage: Eukaryota; Fungi; Ascomycota; Eurotiomycetes; Chaetothyriales; Herpotrichiellaceae. Gene Ontology annotation, molecular function: D-lactate dehydrogenase (cytochrome) activity; D-lactate dehydrogenase (NAD+) activity; FAD binding.